This is a messenger RNA of Scylla paramamosain (green mud crab), 2403 nucleotides long. RefSeq lists its product as uncharacterized. Lineage: Eukaryota; Metazoa; Arthropoda; Malacostraca; Decapoda; Portunidae. The coding region runs from base 166 to 1353 and encodes 395 amino acids. The record is from RefSeq and is a predicted model, not a curated record. The transcript has 2 exons.
AUUAAUUUCACUUUACAACCAUUUAACUGACGUCACAAGGUAGACAACGAGACGCUCACGCCACCAGCUCCACAUCAGUUCACAGCUGGCCUCCACGCAGUCCAGACCUCUCCUGCUCCAGUUAGUUUUUCACCUUUCACCGACUUUUUCCACGUAGCCUGACCGAUGUCGGACCAGAACGAGGCUCACGGAACGCCAAGGCGUUCGUCAUCGUCGUCCUCUGAGAAGAAGAGACGUGAGAAAGACUCUGUGCCUUUACCGGCCAGUAAAAGGAGGGCCACCCAGGACACGGGAGUGAAGGACGGCCCGAGUCAACCACGGCCCGAGUGUGGUUCACCACCAGCUGUGGCCGGCCCAAGUCGCGCCAACACAACAACCGAGUGCUCGUCUGGCGGUGAAACUAUCAACCGGCUAUCUGCAUUGUUGAGUGAUUUAAUUGAAAAACUCGACAAUAACCCAGUACGGGAAGAUGAGCCUUACGAUAACUGUGAAAAUAUUCGUGGCCUUCAUGACAUUUCCUCGUCUGAGGAAGACGCCACAGUAAAUUCAGUGGGUUUGCUUGACCCUUUGGAUGAACUGGACACGUUUCACUCCAUGCCUGCGUCCCAAGACUGUGAUGAGGUUGAUUUUCUUAAGGCAUUAGGGGAAUUCUCAGGUCUUUUCCAUAGUGAGGAACAGAAAGGAGAGCCCCUCUCUGAGCGUUUGGCCUCCAUCCUGAACUUGAGUUUGAGACGUCGACCCUCCGCUGAAGGUAUAAAAUCUACUUGUGAAAAAAUCAAGCUCCCAAGCAAUGUGCCAAACCUAAAAGUUCCGGUGACCAACGCUGCUGUUUCCAAAGCGAUGAGUUUUGGUGGAAAAUUGAUUGACGCCAAGCUUACUCAAACUAAUGGCCUGAUCUCAAAAGCUUUAGUUCCUAUUGCACUGUGCAUAAGCGAUAUCGGGAAAAAGAAAGGAAAAAAUAUAAAUUCAUACUUAGAUGGACUAAACAUGAGUCUUAGACUGCUUUCCUCUGUUAUUAAUUACAUUAAUCAACUACGGAAAGAAGUUGCACGGCUCCAUGUUCACGACUCUGCCUUGGCCGAGCUUUGCAAGUGGGAGUAUGAGGUUGGACAAGAUGCUCUUUUUCCGUUUGAUGUGACUAAGAAAUGCGAGGAAAUACAUAAAACAAAGAAACUGGGAAGGCCUACAUACCGUCCUUACAAGUCUUCUGGGAGGAGGUAUGCUUCAAACAAGCAAACUAGGCGGCCCUAUCAGGUUUCCUCGCAUUCUCGGCUACAUAACCAGCCAAGGCCUUUUUUAGGCCAGAAGCAUCCCCAGGGGAGAGGGAUGCAUUUACCAAAACUCCACCAAUAAGCCACCCCAGGGUGAGUACUGUUUUACCCCCAAUGAUUAAUACUCCAGAUAAUUUUAAGGGGGGUAAAAUUUUUUUUAUGCCAGUUCAGUAUGGGGAUCACUCACAAAGGACAUUUUUAUUCACAAUGUGGUACAUGGUAAAUUUCUGGAUUUUGCCAGUCUACCCAGCCAGAAUAAUCCACCUAGCCCUUUGAAAUUGUCAACGGCUGAUAGCCAUGCCCUGGAUAUUGCUCUUUCAUUGUUCCUUAAACAACAAAUAAUUGAACGAUGUGAGCCAGAGAAGCAUGGGUUCUUUUCUAAUGUGUUCCCUAUUACUAAAAUUGACGGUACUACUAGAGUCAUCCUCAACCUCAAGGAACUUAAUAAUCAUAUUACUCAUAUCCAUUUUAAAUUAGAUACUCUAAAGGAUGUGAUACAGUUAAUUCAUCCACACUGUUUUUUCAUUACCAUGAAUCUUAAAGAUGCUUAUUUUUCAGUUUUUGUUAAGCCAGAGGAUAGAAAAUGGUUACAGUUUAUGUGGAAAGAUCAGUUCUUUCGUUUCACUUGUCUACCACAAGGUUUGACGUCAGCCCCUCGUAUUUUUACGAAAUUACUGAAGCCUGCCCUAUCGCAUCUUAGAAAACGUGGAAUAUUGGUCGUAUUUUUACGAAAUUACUGAAGCCUGCCCUAUCGCAUCUUAGAAAACGUGGAAUAUUGGUUGUAUGCUAUCUGGAUGACUGUAUUUUCAUUGCAGAGUCGGAAGAGGAAUUAACAAGGGAUGCACACUAUGCCAUGCAGUUUUUUGACUCUUUGGGGCUCACGAUAAAUGUAAAGAAAUCAGUUCUGGAACCCACACAGGAAAUUACUUUUCUUGGGGUUGUGCUGAACUCUGUUGCUAUGACGGCCGCUUUGCCUCCUGUUAAGAAAGACCGCAUAAAGACGCAAGGUCGGCUUCUAUUGAAGGGGGAAGUUACCUUGCUUGACUUGUCCUCUUUCAUUGGUUUGGCCGUGGCCUCGGAUCCUGCUAUAGAAUUGGCCCCACUUAGAUACAAAUAUCUCGAAAUUUUUCGU